AAAUAAAAAAUAAACCUUCUUCUUGUCGCUAAAAUCUUCUUCUCGCUUUUUAUUAAGACCCGUCUAAACUCCGUGGACAACAAAAUGUGACCCACUUCCUGUCUUUUCCGGAAAAUCUCUCGCCAUGGCGGAACAGACUGAGAGAUCAUUUCAAAGACAGCCAACAGUCUUCUUGAACAAGAAGUCUUCUUUGUUGUCCGCUAAGGGCAAGAAGAAUCUACGUUACACCAGAAAUGUUGGUCUGGGAUUCAAGACACCUAGAGAUGCUACUGAAGGUACAUACAUUGAUAGGAAAUGUCCAUUCACUGGCAAUGUGAGCAUCCGAGGCCGCAUUUUGUCAGGUGUUGUUACUAAGAUGAAGAUGCAGAGGACCAUUGUUAUACGUAGAGAUUAUCUACACUUCGUGAAAAAAUACCAGAGGUUUGAGAAGAGACAUAAAAACAUGUCUGUUCAUCUCAGUCCAUGUUUCAGGGAUGUUCUUCUUGGAGAUGUAGUAACAGUUGGAGAAUGCAGACCACUCAGUAAGACUGUCAGAUUCAACGUUCUCAAGGUCUCAAAAGCAGCAGGAUCUAAGAAAGGAUUUAAGAAAUUCUAAAUGCUGUGUAAAAAUAAGAGAAAAUAAAUGAAAAAAAAUC
This is a messenger RNA of Mercenaria mercenaria, 635 nucleotides long. Its product is annotated as 40S ribosomal protein S11-like. Gene Ontology annotation, biological process: translation. Gene Ontology annotation, molecular function: structural constituent of ribosome. NCBI's taxonomy places the organism in Eukaryota, Metazoa, Mollusca, Bivalvia, Venerida, Veneridae. The record is from RefSeq and is a predicted model, not a curated record. The transcript has 4 exons. The coding region runs from base 125 to 595 and encodes 156 amino acids. Gene Ontology annotation, cellular component: ribosome; cytosolic small ribosomal subunit.